AUGGAGUCCCAUUUAGAGAUAGCACUCAUGAGCAUAAAUAACAGUAAAGCUGUUUUCAUGCUCAGCCAAAAAGCAUGUGUAGUUGCUGCAACAAUUGAAAACAAAUUUUCUAUAGCGGAAAAAUACUCAUCAAAUUUGAUUCCAAUUAGAGAAAGACCAAUUGCUAUGUUAGAAACUAAAAUGAAGAUUUUGGUACACAAAACAUGCUAA
Messenger RNA from Clunio marinus, 210 nucleotides. NCBI's taxonomy places the organism in Eukaryota, Metazoa, Arthropoda, Insecta, Diptera, Chironomidae. The record is from the annotation of a GenBank genome assembly.